AUGGUGUGCACGGAGGUGGAGGAGACUACUGACCAUGUUCUUGUGCAGUGCCCGAGGGUGAGAGAGAUAUGGAGCAGUUCACCGAUCCUCUUGCUCCAGUCGGUGGAGUCAGCCCAGGUUCUGAUUCUUUUAUUGAGAUCCUCCAUUUGGAGCCCCAGGUCUUGGGAGGAGGGCAUCCUCAGAGCAUACCUGGCUUACCAUGUUUGGUUGGACAUGAAUGCUAGCAUAUUUGAGGGUAGGAGGCUUUCACUGAGGAUGGUAGUUAAUAGAGUUAUAUCACAGUCCGAGGAGGUUAUUACAGCCUCAGCAUUGUUCACUGUUGGGAUGGCCAGGGACAUUUGGGGCACUUCAUCUACUGUCACAGUGCCUAGGUUCGCCCUCAUUUCUUGUGUGCCCCCACCCCUUGGUUAUCUCAAAGUAAAUUUCGACGGGAGCAUGUCGGUGGAUGGUACUACUGGAGGUGUUGGAUUUGUAAUCAGAGACUCUUGUGGCAAGCUAGUGGCAGCCAGGGGUCAGCGCACGUUAGGACUUACAAUUGUAGGGGCAGAGCUUCGAGCAGCAUAG
Messenger RNA from Phoenix dactylifera (date palm), 564 nucleotides. The record is from RefSeq and is a predicted model, not a curated record. Lineage: Eukaryota; Viridiplantae; Streptophyta; Magnoliopsida; Arecales; Arecaceae.